AUGGGAUUAUCAGGAGGAGCCAUUGCAGGCGUCGUAGUAGGAGUAGUCGUUGGAGUAGUUUUGAUAGCCAUUAUAUUUGUGCUGCUGUACCUUCUGAAGAAACGCAGCAACGCAGUGGAGAAGACGAGGUCGAACAACAUUGAGAAGAUCAACAGCGCGGAGAAUGGCAACAACUACGGCCAGCCACCUCCGCAGCCGCUGAGCAACGACCACGAUCACGAUCACGACCACCACUACGACCACGGUUUGGAGAAGCCGGGCUCAAACGCCGACGACAACUUCAGGAACUCGAUCCAGCAGUCUGUACAGACUUCUAGCGGGGGAGCCGCAGAAGAAAGCCAGCCGAACCUGAUGGACAGCUACAAAGACACCAACCAAUCGCAGGACACAUUCAUUUAUCCCGGAUCAAACGUAUUCGUUCUCUAUCCUUACAACGCAGCGCUCCCAGAUGAGCUGACAAUAAUGCCUGACCAGACAAUCAGAGUGACGCGGAUCUACGACGAUGCAUGGGCUGCUGGCCAGAUCCUAGGAUCGUCCUUCAGAGAGGGAGCGUUCCCGCUUGUGUGCGUCACAGUUGCGGAAGGCGCAGCGACAUCGAUACACGGGUCGACGCCAAAAGCGCCGUCAGUCCGGUCGUCGUCGGUCAACUCGAGACAGUCGAGCUUCAAAUCAGCGUUCCAAUCGCCCUCAGAAGGCGGCAGGGCGUCGUGGGUGGCUGGAAGACCGGUGUCGGUAGGGCACGUCGCAGGGCGCAAGCAAUCAGCCAAGUAA
Molecule: messenger RNA, 771 nt
Organism: Wallemia ichthyophaga EXF-994
Lineage: Eukaryota; Fungi; Basidiomycota; Wallemiomycetes; Wallemiales; Wallemiaceae
Exons: 2
Coding region: 1-771 (256 amino acids)
Molecular function (GO): protein binding
Source: RefSeq, a predicted model, not a curated record